Sarcophilus harrisii (Tasmanian devil) is the source of this 3189-nucleotide messenger RNA. Its product is annotated as zinc finger protein 2 homolog. The transcript has 2 exons. The record is from RefSeq and is a predicted model, not a curated record. NCBI's taxonomy places the organism in Eukaryota, Metazoa, Chordata, Mammalia, Dasyuromorphia, Dasyuridae. Gene Ontology annotation, biological process: regulation of DNA-templated transcription. Bases 618 to 2471 code for a protein of 617 amino acids.
CUGUGCUAAGUAUUUUAUAAUUUUUAUCUCAUCUGACCCUCACAAUCAGCUGUGAGUUUAUGCUAAUAUUAGCCCCAUCUCAUACUUGAGAAAACUAAGGCAAACAGAAAUGAAGUACAGGGUCACACAGCUACUAAGUGUUUGAGGCUAGGCUUGAAUUCAAGUUUUCCCAAUUCUGGGCUCAGAGCAUUCUGAAUAACUAAUGGGCUUUUAAUUCUAGAUAAUGGAAUUUAUGCUAGGUGUCCAUCCUUCUUUGAGAUGAAGGCAGAAUUUUCUAAUUCUCCCUGCCCCCAUUAUCCCAGCAAUAAACACCAUGUAAGUCAUACUUGAGGAGUCCUAGUAAACAAUCCUGUGCUCCUUGCUUACAUGUCUCCUUUCCCUAAAGCAAAGUAAAGUGUAUGUUAUUCUCUAUUCUCAUCCCUUCCUUAUUCCCAUACUAAGGAAUUCCAAUUCUCAGAGAAAAUUUGAUCUCCCAUUUUGAGGAAAGGGAACCAUCCUGGAUCCUGGGUGAAAAGGGCUCAAAGAAUUUCUGUCCAGGUGCAAAGACAAGGUUUGAAGUGACUAAGAGUACUACAAACCUGAGGAUUUCUGUGGAAGAGUCUCACCAGCAAAGAUUCAUGAGUGAUGGUCCCUGUGACUUCAAUUUGAGAGAAAACUAUAAUUCAUAUAUCAAGAUAGAGAAAAAUCACAAUAAUCACUCUGCAUAUGGUAAAGAUGGAAAGAGUUUUAGACAACACUCAGUCCUAAUUCAGUUUAAGAAAAUGACCUCAGGAAAUGAUUGUUUUCAAUCUGGUGAAAAUAAGGAAUGCUUUACUGGAAAGGUUCGGUUUAUUCAGUCUUAUGAGAAACCUCCUGAAGUGCAAACAUAUCAACGUAAUCAAGGGGAAAUGGCCAGCAGUUUAAGUUCAGAUCUCAACAGACAACAGACAUGUCACCCUGAAAAAGUGCUUUAUUUUUGUAAUGUUUGUGGGAAGGCCUUUAGCCAGAAUCGAAAGCUCACUGACCAUCAUAGAAUUCACACUACAGGAAAACCUUAUGAAUGUAAUCAUUGUGGAAAAGCAUUCAGGCAGAAUGUCAAACUAGCUCAACAUCAGAAAAUCCACACUGGAGAGAACCCUCAUCAAUGUCAUGCCAGUGGAAAGACUUUCAGAAAGAGAAUCAAUCUUGGUGAACAUCAGAAAAAUCAUAGUGGAGAGAAGCAUUAUGAUUACAAUCAAUGUGGAAUGGCUUUCCAACAUAGUUUGAAUCUUGGUAUACAUCAGAAAAACCACACUAAUGAUAAAUCUUCUGAAGGUCGUAAAUGUCACAAAGCUUUUGGUGAACACUCUUCCCUCAUUGCACAUCAGAGAAUCCACACUGGAGAGAAACCUUAUGAAUGUAAUCAGUGUGGAAAAACUUUCCGACAGAACUCCAGUCUUGUUGUACACCAGAGAAUUCACACUGGAGAGAAACCUCAUGAGUGUCAUGAAUGUGGUAAAUCUUUUGCUGUAAAAUCUUCCCUUAUUGCACAUCAGAGAAUCCACACUGGAGAGAAACCUUAUCAAUGUAAUCAGUGUGGAAAGGCUUUUACACAGAUCUCUAUGCUUGUUGUACAUCAGAGAAUCCACACUGGAGAGAAACCUUAUGAAUGUAAUCAGUGUGGAAAAACUUUCCGACAGAACUCCGGUCUUCUUGUACACCAGAGAAUUCACACUGGAGAGAAACCUUAUGAAUGUGAUCAAUGUGGGAAGGCUUUUACAGAGAACUCCAAACUUGCUGUACAUCAGAGAAUUCACACUGGAGAGAAACCUUAUGACUGUAAUCAGUGUGGAAAGGCUUUCCGGUGCAGCUCCAGGCUUGUGGUACAUCAGAAAAGUCACACUGGAGAGAAACCUCAUGAGUGUCAUGAAUGUGGUAAAGCUUUUGGUGAAAACUUUUCCCUUAUUGCACAUCAGAGAAUCCACACUGGAGAGAAACCUUAUGAAUGUAGUCAAUGUGGAAAGGCUUUCACACAGAAUUCCCUUCUUUCUAAACAUAAGAGAAUACAUACUAGAGAGAAACUUUAUGAAUGUCAUCAGUGUGGAAAAGCUUUCAGACACAGCUCAAGUCUUCCUCUUCAUCAGAGAAUCCACACUGGAGAGAAACCUUAUGAGUGUAAUCAAUGUAGAAAGACUUUCACACAGAAAUCGAGUCUCGUUGUACAUCAAAGAAUUCAUACAGGAGAGAAACCUUAUGAAUGUAGUCGGUGUGGAAAGGCUUUUACAGAGAACUCCAAACUUGCUGUACAUCAGAGAAUCCAUACUGGUGAGAAACCUUAUGAAUGUAAUCAGUGUGGAAAGGCUUUCACAAAUAGAUCGAGUCUUGCUAUACAUCAGAGAAUCCACACUGGAGAGAAGCCUUAUGAAUGUCAUCAGUGUGGAAAAGCUUUUACUCAGAACUCCCAUCUGUUCAAACAUCAGAGAAUGCACACUAGUGUGAUGGGUGAAAUCUAAAUUAACUGAGGAAACAAAAGACUGAACAUCUGAGCAAUGUUGAUUUAUUAAGUAAUACAUGCCAAUUGCUUAACAAAUCAAGACCAAGCAUCCUUUCCAAGUUGGGAGAGAAAGGAGCAAGUUUUAUGAAUUGGAAGGGUCUGGAAGAGCAAGCAAGUGAAUUUUUCUGGAUGUGAAACGGGAUGUCAUAUAAGCCCUUUUCUUUGCAAGCAGGUGGACUUUAUUUAAGAAAAGGAAUAUUAGAACUCAAAAUAGUUUUAUGAGGAGUCAGUUUGGUUCACAUAAUUCUCAAAAAUUUCACUGGAGAGAAACUAUAUGAAUGUUAUCAAUGUGAAAGGGUCAUUAUUGAAAUUAAAAUCCUGCCAUUCAUCGGGGAUGCCACACUGGAGAGGAAAUUUAUGAUGUUAACCAAUGGGGAAAGACUUUCCCAUAUAGGAUCCAUCUUGCUUAUUCUUUGAGAAUCUACUCUGGAGAGAAACUUUAUGAAUCUAUAAUCAAUUUUGAAAAGCUUUCACAUGGAAUUUUAGUCUUGUUGUACCUCAGAGAAGCCACACAGAAAAAAUUUAUAAUUAUAAUCAAUGUGUAAAGGCUUUUCCAUUAUAGAACCCAUCUUGCUUACUUUGUGAGAAUUCACAUUGGAGAGAAAUUUUAUGAAUGUGAUCAAUGUGGAAAAUCAGACACAACUCUAGUGUUCCUCUUCAUUAAAGAACCCACACUG